CACUACAAGCUAGGAGUACACCUGUGCAGCACAUUCAUCCACUGUGGCAUGGUCAACACGACUCGACAACUUUAAACCCGCUACCGGAUCGUAGCGGGAAUUUAUUCCAUUGUGUAAUGGGUGCGGGUAUUAAUUGACCCAAAAUCAUUAACUAUUGUCUGGACUGCGAGUGAACCUUGCAACGCCGCGUUUCAUUGACGUAUGCAACUGCAAUAUCAUGAUUGGGUAGUUAAAUUCGAAUGUUUUCAAAGUUGUAGGAGUAUUACGCUCAAGAGAUCGCAUCCCAAGCACCAGAGACGUAUGGGGAAAGCAAACACUAGGAUAAGUCCGGGCGUGCUAAUGCUCAGCGGCAACACGGGUUGGCAGAUGGCCGUCAUCCUUGGGUUCCCCAGUAUAUUCGUCCUGUCUCAAGACAAUCAUAGGAUAGCUACUGGACUGGUGCGAGACGUCCCAAUAUACGCGUUGGUCUGUUCACUGAGUCCUUGGGUAGUUUUGGCGAGCAGCACGCAUCGUAAAAUUAGGUCAGCGAAUCUCCAUCAAAGAGGUCCUAUCGCAGAUUCGCGAUUUAAUUUGCUGUUGCAACCGAUGAAGCGGAUGGUCGACGGCCCAUGAUAACUUGCGCGGAAAACGAGGCACUUCCAAGCUGGGACGCCGAUGACUGCUUUGUCAUGAUGCUAGGAAAAUCAAAAGACACCAACUCGCCGGAAAGCCGGUUGGACCAACACCUAUGUUCUGGGUUCUGGGCAUCGUUCGGCCGUAAUCCUCUCGGCAUGCUU
Molecule: messenger RNA, 776 nt
Organism: Cantharellus anzutake
Lineage: Eukaryota; Fungi; Basidiomycota; Agaricomycetes; Cantharellales; Hydnaceae
Exons: 1
Coding region: 202-612 (136 amino acids)
Source: RefSeq, a predicted model, not a curated record